CGCAGCUGUCAAGUGCAACCCUGCGGCGGCGCCAUAUUGUGACAGCAGCUGUCAACUUCUCUCCGCUCUUGUUCUUUCUUUCUCUUUCUCGUUCAACCGUUCGCCACUCAAGAUGACGAAGGGUACCUCCAGCUUUGGUAAACGCCACAAUAAGACGCACACCUUGUGCCGUCGUUGUGGACGCUCAUCGUACCACAUCCAGAAGUCAACUUGCGCCCAGUGCGGCUACCCGGCCGCCAAGUUGCGUUCCUACAACUGGUCGGUGAAGGCCAAGAGGAGGAAGACCACUGGAACUGGCCGCAUGCAGCACCUGAAGGUCGUGCGCCGUCGUUUCCGCAACGGAUUCCGUGAGGGAACUCAGGCCAAGCCCAAGAAGGCCACCAAGUAGAUAGCCCCCACGGUAUAAUAUAUAUCCCCCGAUAUAUAUACAUUCUGCUAGCCGAACGACAGCCACGGGCUCUGCGGGAAAACAACAUCCAAAUCCACAGUUAAAUGGCCCUAUUGGGCGAAUAAAUCGCUCGAGCGCUAAUAAAUGAACGUUUUUUUUUAUUAAGUGAA
Drosophila ficusphila is the source of this 558-nucleotide messenger RNA. RefSeq names its product probable 60S ribosomal protein L37-A (gene RpL37a). Gene Ontology annotation, molecular function: RNA binding; structural constituent of ribosome. Gene Ontology annotation, biological process: translation. Lineage: Eukaryota; Metazoa; Arthropoda; Insecta; Diptera; Drosophilidae. The transcript is spliced from 3 exons. The record is from RefSeq and is a predicted model, not a curated record. Bases 113 to 388 code for a protein of 91 amino acids. Gene Ontology annotation, cellular component: ribosome; cytosolic large ribosomal subunit.